Molecule: messenger RNA, 843 nt
Organism: Stylonychia lemnae
Lineage: Eukaryota; Ciliophora; Spirotrichea; Sporadotrichida; Oxytrichidae
Source: the annotation of a GenBank genome assembly
AUGGACCAAUCAUCAGUUCAGACACCGUAAAAUAGGACUUUGUACAACACAUCAUUUAAUGCAAAAGACAUGAACAAAACUAUGAUAAUGGGGUCUAGUUUUGCAGUCAUUAACCCUCAUAUUUCUUACAAUUUACCAGGCCUAUAUGAUAACCUAAAUUCUACAUCAGGUUUAGAACAUGGAAAUCUCCCAUCUCCAGCUAAAUACGAGUAAAAAAGCUAAUUUAGCCCCUAAAACUAAUCGAAUUCCUUCAGUUUCGGACUUGCUAAGGAAAACAUGAAGAAGAUACACAUAUAAGUGAUAGAAAAAUUAGCCCCUGAUGGGCUGCCAGGACCAGGUCACUACGUACCUCCUCCCACAUUUGGAAAAUUGGGACCUUAAUAUACAUUAUCACCUAAAUCCUAACUGAGAGAAUUGGAGUUAUUUAAAAGUGGAUAUCUUCCAGGUCCAGGAUUCUAUCAAUAGCCUGAUCUAGUCGGACCAGAACUAACUACUAAACUGACAUCAAAUAUCAUCUCCCCUAGAACAACAAAGUUCCCCUAAGCUAAGGACAGAUUCAGAGUUCCAACUGAGUAAAUCAAGGCUCCAGGUCCAGGAUAGUAUACACCUAAAGAUAGAUUAUCUGAGGAUAACCGAUCCAUAUAUAGAUCUGUUGGAAGAGCAGUAUUCGGCAAAGACGAAAGAAAAGCGCUAGAGGAUAAAUACUAAAUGCACGUAGAAAAACCCGGACCAGGCACCUAUGAGAUGCCUACAGAGUUUGGAAGAUAUGAGCCUCCCAGUUUGUUGAGAGGAUCAAGAUUUAACAGCAGCAAGAGAGGUUCAGAAAGAGGCACAAAUAACUGA